CUCUAUAAUUAUAAAUAGAGAUGUAAGCCUCCUUCUCAAUCAUUAAAGAAAUAAACCAUCUCUAGAACCCUAUUUUCUGGCUCGCCUCCCUCGGCCGUACGUCCUUCUUCUGCCCUCAACCCCAUCUCCUUCUUCUCCUUCUAUUCCUUCCCUAGUCUCCCUCUAUCAACUGGUGCUUUCAUUCCUGCACUCCAAGCCUCCUUCACCAUGAGCGAACCAACACCCAUCCCUACUGCAUCGUCGGGUGACGAAGUUGUCACCGCUAUACAAAAUCUUGCAUUGGAACUCCGUUCUCACCGCCAGGAGCAGUUGGCUCUCAUGCAGGAGUUUCGCACGACACGAUUGGAACAUGCUGCCCUUUCUCAACGGGUGGACCAGGUAUAUUCCAUCUUGGAUUCCGGGUCCGUCGCAGCGGCUAAAGGUAAGGGGCUGUUGGGCCCACGACCUCCACCAGAUCCCACGGGCAUCGGCGAUCCAUUUGACAGGGAUCACCCGGUUCAGCCCCACGACGAGCGCCCCGGCCAUGAGAUUUGUCCGCCCAAAGUUCGUGUGGAUGCUCCUAAGUUCAAUGGAAUUGAUCCGAAUGGUUGGGUUUACAAAGCCCAAUCAUACUUUGAUUACUUCCACCCCCCCGAAGCCGACCGCCUACGUCUCGUGGGUCUUCUAUUUGAUCAUCCCGCUUCAGAUUGGUUCUUGUACCAGCACAAUAAUGGCCUGGUCACAUCAUGGUCGGAAUUUUUGGAGGCAGUAAAGCAACGCUUUGAUCCGGCCCAUUAUGAAGAUUACGUGGCUCUCCUUUCUAAAUUGCAGCAGCGGACUUCUGUCCUUGAUUAUCAAAUGGCUUUCGAACGAUUGUUGAAUAAAAUCUCUGGCGUCUCCGAACCCACGCUGAUUUCCAUUUUUAAGGGUGGUUUGAGACCUGCGAUCCGUCGUGAGGUCAACUUACGGGCACCAACAUCCUUGGGACAAACUUUUGCACUCGCCCGCGAGUUGGACGCCAACCAUAGCGAGACACUGGCGAGUAUCUCUGCCGGACAGCGGCGAUCGUGGCAACACAACCCUGCCUCUAGUUCAAUACCUCCGAAAUCAGCGGUCACACAGGCGCCAACAGUCCCCACGGCCUUGCCUGUUCGUUGCCUCUCCCCGGCUGAUCGCGCUGCCCGCUCCGCCCAAGGCCUCUGUUGGAAUUGUGAUGAAAAAUUUACAGCCGGCCACCGUUGUGCUCAUCGCUUUCUUGCUUUAUUAGGGACAGACGAUGAGGAACCGGUGGAACCCGUGGAGCACCAGGCCGAGGAGGAACCCCUCCUCACCGGGGAUGUCUCAUGCAUGCAUUCUCUCGCUGGAGCGCCUAAUCCGCGGGCGUUACGGCUGUCCGGCCGCAUUCUGGGGCGCACUAUCCAGAUACUAAUAGAUGGUGGUAGUACGCAUAACUUUAUCCAUCCCCAGGUGGCCGAGUCGCUGCGCUUACUAUUGGAGCCUAUUCCACCGUUCCGAGUUUAUGUGGGUAACGGGGCGUCGUUAGCAUGUACUCACAAGUCUGUCAACAUCCGCUUAACAAUUCAAGGCCAUGAUAUUCUCUCGGAUCUGUUCGUGCUCUCCAUUCAUGGUACGGAUGUUGUUUUGGGUGUCCAAUGGCUCCAAAGCUUGGGCAAGAUUUCGCAGGAUUAUGCCAACUUGACAUUGGAGUUCCGGAAGGGGGACUCGGUGGUGACCUUACGUGGGGAUACCCACACACCACAAGGUCUUUCAUAUAAUGCCAUGCACACCCUCCACGGUUCUCGGGAGAUUACGGCAGUGUACGAGGUGUAUCUCCUCUCCUCGGGCCAGCCUGAAAAUGGACUGCAAACCCUUGCAUGGCCUCCGGAUAUCCCGUCCGCGGUAAUGGCAGUACUCACACGACAUGCACAGACCGGGGCCUCUAACAGGGUGGCCGAUGCUCUUUCCCGACCGGAGGAGUCAGAUGAUACAGCGGUUCUAUUCACCCUCUAUGCUCAGCCACUACCCAAACUCCUUCAUAGGGUGCGGUCAGAGAACUCCUCCAUGCCGGAUCUGGUUGCCCUACACACGGCCGCAACUAGUGGAACACUCAGCGCCCCCUAUUCGGUACAUAAUGGCAUUCUUUACUAUCAUCAUCGCGUGUGUUUAAGCACUACAUCCAACCUCAAGGGAGAGAUUCUACAGGAAUUCCACUCCUCACCGAGCGCAGGCCAUCCGGGGAUUGAACGCACUUUUCGCCGUGUGGCGGCUGUUUUCUUUUGGCCCCAUAUGCGCCGGGAUAUCGCAGCUUUUGUCGCCUCGUGUCUCACAUGCCAGGCAACCAAAUAUUCGACUCAAAAACCAGGGGGUCUGUUGCAACCCUUACCGGUUCCCGGUCGUGUGUGGGAUGAUGUGACGAUGGAUUUUAUAGUGGGCUUACCGCCGUCGAAGGGCAUGAUGUCAAUCAUGGUGGUUGUGGACAGGUUGACAAAGUACGGGCAUUUUGGCCCACUGCCGACCUCCUUUGAUGCUGCCAAGGCUGCUUCCUUGUUCGUCGAGAUUGUAGUUCGUCACCACGGGUUUCCGGCAUCCCAUGUCUCCGAUAGGGAUCCCAUUUUCAUCAGCAAUUUUUGGAAAGAACUCUUUCGGCUAAGUGGCACAACUCUUAAACGCAGCACAUCAUACCAUCCUCAAUCUGACGGUCAGACGGAGGUUUGUAACCGGGAUCCGGAGCAGUACUUGCGGGCCUACUGUCAUGAGCGUCCGUCUACGUGGGUGUCCUUCCUUCCGUGGGCAGAAUUGGCGUUGAAUUCCACAUAUCACGCGGGGCUGAAAACGUCACCGUUCAAGGCUUUAUAUGGCCGAGAUCCUCCGCCUUUGCUCUCACAUACGACGGGCAGUAGCCGCGUCCCAAGUGUCGAGACCUUACUUCAAGAGCGGGGGGCUGUGAUUCGGUUACUGCGGAAGAAUCUCAUCAGCAUGCAGCAGCGGAUGGUUGCCACGGCCAAUAAACAUCGACGUCACGUUGAAUUUCAAGUGGGGGAUCUGGUGUUGCUCAAGCUCCAACCGCACAGGCAGUUUUCGGUGGCGAAACCAAGAUCGGCCAAACUUGCACGCCAUUUUUAUGGCCCAUUUGAGGUACUGGCCAGGGUGGGGAAGGUGGCAUAUCAACUGCAGCUGCCGGACGAGGCUCGUAUUCACAACGUUUUUCACGUCUCUCUCCUUCGGCCAUUUGUGAGAGGUAUUGCCACCCCACCAAUCACUGUUUUCCCCAAGGAAUUCUGCAAUGGUGCUCCGGUGUCCGUCCCUGUUCGUGCUAUUGCGUCUCGCCGGGUUCUUGUGCAUGGCGCACCGCAAGACCAAUGGUUGGUCGUCUGGUCUGAUGGUGGGGAGAGCGACGCCACGUGGGAACCUAUGACGCACCUCCGGCAGGUUUAUCCGACGCUAGUCCUUGAGGACAAGGACGUUCUUCAUGGGGGGGAUAAUGUUACACUACCGGGGGAUACAAAUAUCGGGCCAGAGUUGGAAGAUGUUCGGAACGAAGAUGCAAGUGUUCGGGCCGAGAGUGAACGUGAAGGAAGCAUUGGGCCAAGGCAUUCUAAACGGAUCCCCAAACCCCCGGCAAAAUUAAAUGAUUACCUUUAUUAAAUUAUUCAUUGUAAUUUAGAUUUUUAUUAGGAAAAAAACGUACUCCCUCCGUUCUCAAAAACACUUCCCAAAUCCUUACCAUUUAUAUAAAAUGGUGUUUUAGAAAUUUUAUAUAAACUUCCCAAAUCCUUACCAUUCUUCACCAUUCUUCCUCCAUUAGAAAGCUGUGAGCAUAGAGAGCAAAGUAGUGUUGUCAAGAGAGCUCCCCGUCGCCGGAGCAAGCCGUGGUGUUCGCCGGAAGUUUCGCCGUUUUUCCGUCGGAAUCAUCGUUUCACUUCGAAGUAAACAAAAAGAAUGAUGUGAUGGAAUCAUGGCGGCAGACGGAGCGAGAUGGUCAAAGUGGAUGUGUAAAAUGAAUUAAAGUUUAAAAA
Cuscuta campestris is the source of this 3995-nucleotide messenger RNA. The record is from the annotation of a GenBank genome assembly. Lineage: Eukaryota; Viridiplantae; Streptophyta; Magnoliopsida; Solanales; Convolvulaceae.